AUUGUCAAGCAAAAUCCAGAACAUUCCACUCAACAACAUCGCUUUCAAAGUCAACAACCGAUGCCCACACCAGCUGGAGUCAAUCACGCAUCUGCAUCACAUUGCUGAACCAUUUCGCCAAGAUGCCUGUCGACUACAGCAAAUGGGACGCGCUGGAGCUCAGCGACGACUCGGAUGUCGAGGUCCACCCCAACGUCGAUAAGCGCUCAUUCAUCCGCGCAAAGCAGAACCAAAUUCACCAGGAGCGACUGCAGCGCAAGCACCAGAUCGAGACGCUCAAGUACGAGCGCAUCAUCAACGAUGGCCUGAUGAAGCGCAUCUCCAACCUCUUGGACGCCCUUAAGUCCCAUGCCUCCGAGGCCGAGACCCGAAACCCCGGCGAGGUCGCCUUCCAAGCCGUCAUGGAGUCCGCCGGCAAGCCCGAAGACGACCAGCCGCCCCCGCGCCCAGAGGGAAUCCACGCCGACUCAGAGCCGCUGCCCAGCUUCUCCAAGAUGAUGGCCGUGCUGUUGGACCAAGUUAACAAGGAGCUGGACGAGAAGAAGCCCGAGAACCGUUACAAGGCGAUGCUCGAGGGCGUCGAGGGACACCUGACCAAGGUGCAGAAUCUGCAAAAGGAGCUGUUUGCCAAGCUGGCCGAGCUGGAGAAGGAGGAGGGACGCAAAAUCACGAGCGAGGGCAUUCACACGGGCUUUGACAGCUCGCACGUCAACAAGUCCAAGGAUACGGAUAAGAAGGAGGAGCAGCGCAAGCCGGAGCUUCUGAACCCCAACUUUGACAUGACACAGUCUCUACCGGCCAAGUCGACCCAAUCGUAUGACGACGAUGAGGAGAUUGAGGCCUCGCCCGCCGCCAAGAAGUUUGCGCAGAUCAAGGCCGACGACUACACAUCCAGCGCCCAGUACCUGUCCAAGAACCCGCAGAUCCUGACGGAGCGGGAGACGGACGGCCUCCUGGUCCUCGCCUUCGAUGCCGCACUCGAGAGCAAGGACGACUUUUGCCGGCAGUGCGUCCACCAGGCGCUGCUGCUGCAGUACUGCAGAGCGCUGGGCAAGGACGGCGUGGGCAUGUUCUUCAAGCGCAUCACGACAAAGGGCCACCAGGCGCAAGAGGUGUUCUUCAAGGACGUGCAGGAUACGUACGGCAAGAUCAGGAACCGGGCACGGGAGAUUGUCAAGGAGCGCGCCAGCGAGCCCGAGGGCGUGGAGCAGAUUCAGCUGCACGCGGUGGAGCCCGGCACGGAGAUCAAGAUUACGAUUCCGCCCAAGGACAGCGAGGACCCCGCCGUGAAGGAGGGUCGGGAUAUCUUUGAGACCUUCAGCGCCGACUUCCAAAAGGCCCUAGAGAGCGGCAGUCUAGAUGAGGUCAACAAGGUGUUGGGCAAGAUGAAGGUUGAAGAGGCCGAGGACAUUGUCGGCAAGCUUGGAGACGCCGGCAUUUUGAGUCUGGAGGAGCAGAUUAUCGACGCCACAACGGAGGAGGGCCAAAAGGCGCUCAAGGACAUGGAGGCGGCGCAGGCCGGUUCCGAGUCCGGAUUCGCGCCGGACCCUGAAUAAAUGGGGGGAAAAGGAAGCAUUCGUAAGUCCACUAGAGCCGGAACAUGGGGUAAGGUCAGAGCACUUCUAGCAGACACCGCGGGGGGGAGAAGUUUGGUUAGCGCAAAGGCACGAUGAACGAACAAGCUGAUGAGCACGGGCAGAUGGCUUGUGGUGGUCACUGAGUAAGCAGAUUAAAAGAUUCAGAGACAGAAAGGAUAUCAAUUCAAGAAGAUUCCGAGCAUUGACCACGACUUGAGUGUUGCAUCAACUGCGGCUGAGCCCUUCCUCGGGGGUACACGCGUGACGAGAGGGGGAGAAUGAAGUCUUGACAAUGGCAUUGACGGCAUUGGGCGAAUUCGUCCAACAAAUGGGCAAAAGACGAACGACAUGUCGCUCGUGUGGCUGCGGCCGACGUGGGUUUUUGCGCUCGGCGUGGCUUAGUUUUGACAGUCGAGCCCUUUUCUCGGGUGACGGUUCCUCCCCCACCAUACCGUACCGUACCUAAUAUCGUCCUUCCCGUCGCUUGACAGGCCCCGAGCCUGGGCCCCCGGUGAACGAACCACGGAUGGUCUUGAUGAAGACUGGUGGCAGGGCAAGGUUACGUACGCCCUUCGGAAUGGGCCGUACGAGUUUCUGUGCUCUCUUGAUGAAUU
This is a messenger RNA of Colletotrichum scovillei, 2191 nucleotides long. RefSeq lists its product as uncharacterized. Bases 123 to 1556 code for a protein of 477 amino acids. Gene Ontology annotation, molecular function: heat shock protein binding; protein-folding chaperone binding; protein kinase binding. Gene Ontology annotation, cellular component: cytoplasm. The record is from RefSeq and is a predicted model, not a curated record. Gene Ontology annotation, biological process: protein stabilization; protein folding. The transcript is spliced from 3 exons. Lineage: Eukaryota; Fungi; Ascomycota; Sordariomycetes; Glomerellales; Glomerellaceae.